Messenger RNA from Boleophthalmus pectinirostris (great blue-spotted mudskipper), 3167 nucleotides. RefSeq names its product putative helicase mov-10-B.1. Gene Ontology annotation, molecular function: RNA binding; 5'-3' RNA helicase activity. The record is from RefSeq and is a predicted model, not a curated record. The transcript has 22 exons. NCBI's taxonomy places the organism in Eukaryota, Metazoa, Chordata, Actinopteri, Gobiiformes, Gobiidae. The coding region runs from base 158 to 2839 and encodes 893 amino acids.
ACACUUUUCGAGCGCGCUCUGCCUCCGGAAGAAGAAAGAAUAUUGGCACUUCCAGAGUCCGCAUCGCGCUUCUUGGCUCCAUCAGCCGUCGAACCGUAAGGUUAACUUCGCGGAAAAGUAAUAAUUUAUUGAUAUCGGCGCCACCCUCGGCUCAGUCAUGGGUAAAAAGUCUAUCAGAGACUGUCGCGACUUCGGACUGGAGUUUUAUGUGUACCUAAAACAAACAAGGCGCACUGAUAUCACAGAAAGACAUUUACUCGACGACAUUUACAACGGUGAAUUCAGAAACGGAAGGCAUGGAGUUUCAUUUGGCUCAGUUCUCUAUGGUCUUUCUUGUUUUGAGAAACUGAAAGUGAAACAUGGCACCAGAGUAAUUUUUUUGAAUCAGAUAAACAACUUGAAGUGGAGUCAGCCUUCAAGGGUUGAUGUUGCUGAUAAAAAAGGGAUUGAGAUCUACUCUGACCGUCAGUUUGAGGAUGGGAAGAUUUCCUUUGAAGUAGACAACAACAGCGAGCUCACAGUGCCUCUGUACAUUGAAAACACUGGCAAUGAAACAGUGCAUUUCAUCGACUAUGCUGUUCUGCGCGGGUUUGCUAACUUCUCACUGGAGGUUGAGUACAAUGUGCACAAGAAACACCCACUGGAUCUUCCUCCAAGAUGCAUUCAUGAAGUUGAGGCCAAAUACAGCACUUGUGGUUUUGGAGUAGAGUCAGUGAUGCUUGCUUUUGAGUUCAAACUCGAGAGAUCCUCUACUUCUUUUUACAUUGUGCGCUUUAUUGAAGCUAAGUGUAAGACCACACUGGGGAGAAAUGCCCUCAAUCGGCCUCUUAGCCCUCCAACAUGGACCCCUUCAACCACGGUCACUAUUGAUGGCCAGCUUCCUGAAAGUUUGACUGAGAAGAAGCAAACUAAUCUAGUAUCACUGUAUGAAUAUAAACUACCUAAAGAUAUGAACCAUCUCAUCUUGGCCCUCAAAAAGCCAGGCAUAUACUGGGAUCAAAGACAACAUAUAUUAGAAACCUCUCUGAGCAACAACUAUGAAGAGAAGUUACAUCUGUUGUUGCAUUUGGAAGAGUAUCAAAUGGAGAGAGAUAUCAGGCGAUACAACAUUCCCAAUGAUGACCAGCAGGAGGUGAUGAUGGAGAGGGACCCUUUUAACAAAGAGCUUCUGAUUCUGAAGAUUACUGCUGAAAAUCGGCCUUCUCUGAUGAAAGGUGACCAGCUGCUGGCCUAUCCUGUUGAAGAGACAAAGAAGAAAUAUCAAGGUUAUGUCCACUCUGUUCAACAGGACAAUGUCAAACUGGGCUUUAACAGAGAGUUGCUGGAUAUCUUUGUAAAAGGUAUGAAGUUUCACAUUGAGUUCAGAGUAAAUCGUCUGAAUCUGAGAACCCAGCACAGAGCAGCAGAGUUUGCUGUGAGAAGUGGACUGGCCCCAGUGUUGUUCCCUGUGGCACCCCCUUCACCUGCUCCACAACAGACUCUUCCUGAUCUCAAACUUUUUGACAAGAAGUUGCAGAAUAAUCCAGAGCAGUAUCGAGCUGUGCAGAACAUUGUUGCUGGUUCCUCUAAGCCUGCCCCUUACCUAGUGUUUGGUCCACCCGGGACAGGCAAGACUGUAACCAUGGUGGAGGCCAUCAAACAAAUAGUCAAAUGCCAGCCUCAGAGUUGCAUCCUGGUCUGUGCCUACACCAAUAAAAUUGCUGAUCACCUCUGUCAGAGCCUAUUGAUGGAUGUGGAGUCUAAAGUGAUCAGGAUAUAUGCUAAGAACUACAGCCCUCAGGAUGUCCCAGACAAUCUCAAGGCCUGCUCUAACCUGGCUCAGAACCAUUUUGAAUUUCCCAAGGAUAUUAAAGAUCUGAAGUCAGUCAACAUCACAACACUGUUAACAUCUUCGAGAUUUGUGACAAACAAUUUUGCCAAAGGCCAUUUUACUCAUGUGUUUGUGGAUGGGGCAGAACAAGCUGAGGAGCCAAAGUGCAUACUGCCACUAGCAGGACUACUCCAUCCAGAGACCGGUCAGGUUGUUUUGGCUGGAGACCCUAAACAACUCGGGCCCAUUAUCAAAUCUCCAUUUGCUCGAAGAUUUUGCAUGGGGGUGUCUCUGUUGGAGCGUUUGAUGACAGACUUCCCUCUUUAUCAGAAAACCAAUGGCGUGUUGGAUAACCGCUUUGUGACUGAACUUCUCCGCAACUACAGGUCACAAAAAAGGAACAAAAAUAAACAAAAAUACAUGUAUUGCAAACUGUCAUCAUGUUGUUUUAGGUCUCAUCCCGCAAUUUUAAAAAUUCCCAAUGAGUUCUUCUAUGACGGAGAACUUCAAGCUUGUGCUGACAAUCAGUGCAAUUCCUGCUGUUUGUUUGGAUUUCUCCCUCAAAAGGGUUUCCCAAUAAUCUUCCAUGGAGUAACUGGUUCGGACAGCGAUCUCUUAUUCAACACUGCAGAGGUGGAUGUGCUCAUGGAUUAUGUGAUGGAACUUUUGCAAACACAGGGAAAGAACGGCUCUACUAUCUCUCCACAAGACAUAGGCAUCAUCACCCCCUACUGGAGACAGGUGAAGAAAAUUUGUGUGGAACUUGAGAAAGUAGAGAAGGACUACAAAAUCAAAAACAUGAGCAUCUUAAAAGUUGGAACAUUGGAGGAGUUUCAAGGUCAGGAGAGGAGAGUCAUCCUGGUGUCCACAGUCUGCACAAGUUGGCUGAAUGACAAGUGGUUCAAUGUGGCUGUGAACCGUGCCAAAGCCCUGCUGAUCAUUGUGGGAAACCCCUGGGUGUCGAAUUUAGAUUCCUCUUGGGCACAUUUCAUUAGCUACUGCAAAGAAAAAGGAGGGUACAGAUGGUGAUGGAAUUUAACAUUCUCAUGAGGGAAGCCUAUUCAACAGCAGCAGCUUGAAGAGAAUGGAGGAACAAAAAGAAGGAGCAGAAAAGAUCCAAUUAGGGGUCCGAGUUCAGUUCAUUUGAGUAGAAUCUUUUUUUUUUUGGCUCUUUAAAUUAUGUUUAUGAAUCCUUGGAGAGCUUGGCAGCCUAGAGUCAUUGUCAACUACUUAUAUGGCUGGAUAGAAUGGUAACUUAAUAUUUUUUUGAAAAUACAUAUUUUUUCCAAUUUUUUUCUCUCUAAACUGGCAAAAUGUCCAAGUGUACAAUUAACAUAAAGCCAUUUUUCACAACAGA